UCGCUUAAAAAAUCACGUAAAUCAAUAGGAUAAUCGAUUAAAACAUUGUAUUCUCGUAAAUCAUGUGCAUUAUUGUCUAGUCUGCACCAGCCGUUGAGGAAACGUUUCUUUUUGUGAACCUUAUUCAAAUAUUCACGCGCUUCAUUAAUUUUAAUUAGAGUAGUGAAGACCGUUGUGUAAUCUCUACGGGCUUUUGAACUUACAAGAUAUUAGUGACUGUUUUAUCGUCCUUGCGUUGUGAACAGUGGUUUUGUUUCUACUUGAAGCAACAAAUGAUCGUGUUAUGAUAAAUCUGGAUGGCAACAACAUUAGGAAUGCUUGAAGAUUCAAAAACCAUGAAAAAAUGUGGCCUCCAGAGGCAGUACAUAGUUUGGAAAGAUUUUGUACGUAUGGAAAUGUGAAUUAUAGGCAACGGCGGUCUCAGCCAUUGAAAAUAUCCUGCCUCAAAACGACCCCUCCACCAGAAGAAGAUAACAGAGGGUGUGUGGCAAGUGUCAGCGAAGGAAGUUUUUAUCUCCCAAUGAACAUGCAAGGGUUUGUCAAGCAACAAACGGCGCCGCAUGGGCCUCCCUACGCCCCACAUCCUUCGCUUGGUUCGGGCCUGGGUGGCGGCCUUUCUGGAAUGCCCAUGCCCGCGCUUGGAUUCGGUCUAGGACACCCUCUGGAAUCAGUCCAGUUCCCGCAAGUUUAUCCGUAUUUUGCAGGAGUGAAUCCACGAAAACAACGACGAGAGCGGACAACGUUCAGCAGAUCGCAGCUUGACAUAUUGGAAGCUCUUUUUGCCAAGACUCGAUAUCCCGACAUCUUUAUGAGGGAGGAGGUUGCCGUGAAGAUCAAUCUUCCCGAAUCGAGAGUCCAGGUCUGGUUUAAAAACCGACGAGCAAAAUGCCGACAACAGCUGCAACAGCAACAGAACAAAACAGCCGCCAGGUCUACCACGGCCCCCGCAAAAGUAAAAGCCAGCAAGCCGUCCCCUGCAGCUACGCCUCGUACAGUUGCCACGCCGACAGGAAUUCCGCCGCCUACGACGUCAGUGUCACCUCCAACGGUGAACAUCAAGAAGGAAUCUCCACAAAUGCAGACCUAUAGACCACCUGGGAAUAUCACUCCUCACGGCAGCAACACGUCUAGUUUGAUAACGACACCUUCGCCUUCGGCUUCACCACUGGCGUACCAACAUGAUUACAGUUCCUUCAACUGGCCUGCCAACGGGCAUGGGCACAAUACUCCGUCGCAUAACUAUUAUGCCCAAAACUAUGCCCCUACGUACUAUGGACAAAUGCAGCCUGAGUAUUUGAAUUCGCAAUCUACUCAGAACCACAUGCAAGCGAUGAAUAAUAUGGCUGGGACCUAUCAAAUGACAGGAUAUACUGCGAUGGGCAUGGCCACUCCUCACCAUCAGAAUUUCGGGCCACGGCAUCCGCCAGAAUGUGGUAACAUGGAAUUCGCGAACAUGGUGUAAUCACCUCGAGUACAAAUCGAUUUAGAACUUUGUUAGUGUACAUAUCAUCGGCGGACGCAAUUUUUUUUUUUGUGUAUGAGUGUUUGUGCAAAAACGGACACAUCUGACACGAAAAACGGCACUACCUUGGAAAUAAUGGUAAUCGGCAAAUAAGCAGUUUAUUUCGUCCAUGGGUUAAGCGAUUGUAACCCGAAUGGUUCUUGUAUAACAAAGUAGGUAGGUAGAUAAGUAUAUGAUAUGUUUGAUAUCAGAAUAACUGAUAACGUGCAUUUUACGUAGUAGACUAAAUUUAGAUUUGUAAAAAAAAAACAAAAAUAAUUUACAAAAAUGCA
This is a messenger RNA of Zophobas morio, 1794 nucleotides long. It is a transcript of the gene Otd1, whose product is annotated as homeobox protein OTX2-like. The transcript is spliced from 5 exons. Lineage: Eukaryota; Metazoa; Arthropoda; Insecta; Coleoptera; Tenebrionidae. Gene Ontology annotation, biological process: regulation of transcription by RNA polymerase II. Gene Ontology annotation, molecular function: RNA polymerase II cis-regulatory region sequence-specific DNA binding; DNA-binding transcription factor activity, RNA polymerase II-specific. Bases 344 to 1462 code for a protein of 372 amino acids. The record is from RefSeq and is a predicted model, not a curated record. Gene Ontology annotation, cellular component: nucleus.